Clonostachys byssicola is the source of this 14787-nucleotide messenger RNA. The record is from the annotation of a GenBank genome assembly. Lineage: Eukaryota; Fungi; Ascomycota; Sordariomycetes; Hypocreales; Bionectriaceae.
AUGGCGGUCAUUGACGUCUCGAGGCAGAGGAGGUCGCUCCUAAGCGAUGCGACUGUUUUGGAUCACCUGCCGGUCGAAAUCUUGGAAAUUAUUAAAGACCAAACCGCCGCCAAUGUACUCGAUGCUGUUUCAGAGGCCGCUCUCAUCCCACUACUUACAGAACGGAUUUUCUCCCAUUUCGAGACCCUUUCCUCAGAUAUCUGCGCAAGGUGGAUUCUCAGUUCAGGAGAUGAGAGACGGAAACUCAAUAUCAUUUCAGCUUUAGCCAGAAUUCUGCCUUUUGCUUCAUAUCUGUCGACAUUUCUGGAGCACUCAUCUCAGGCAUCCGAUGAGCCUGGAAAUCUGCCCCCCUUACACCUUGAUCUCCAAGACCCUGCGACGGUGCUUCAGCGAUAUGACCACGCAGUUUCACUUCAGUACUUGGUAGCUUUAUGGAGGCUAAUCAAUUAUGAUUCCAAGAUGUUCGGGCGCUGUAUUUCGCCCGAAUUCGCACAGACACUCUUCGCUCAUGAGUGUAAACCAAUCCGAUAUGUCGCAGUUCGGAUCUUUUGUAAUUUGCUUCAUUCAUCCGACUAUAAGCUGGACGCGCUUAUUGAACGUCAUGUUGGAAAGGAUGCUGCUCUCGUCGCAGACCUGGAUGGAGUUGCCGUUGACUACGGUUUUCUAACAUUGCACGAGCACUCACGAGUAACGCGGGUUAUUUCUAUCCGCGAGCAAUUGACCUCCAACGGUGAAUUGGACAUUGACAUAGAUGCCUUGCCUCAAACCCUCACACCCUACGUCGCGCUUUAUGGAGAUGUCUUACUUCCACGUCCUGUUGGCCCAACCGAUAAUACGUCGAGCCUGGUUCUGACGCCAACUACGACGGCCAAUCUCGAGCGGUUCUCUCGAAUGCUGCAAGGUGCAGACCCCAUUCUUAUCCACGGAUUACCUGGAUCUGGAAAGACAUCCAUCGUUCACGAGGUGGCUAAGCAGCUUGGCAUGUACUCCAAGAUGGUUACCCUGCAUCUGAAUGAGCAAACGGACGCCAAAAUGCUCAUUGGACUGUACUCGACGGAUUCGAAACCGGGCAGUUUCCAAUGGCGACCGGGUGUCUUGACAACCGCAGUAAGGGAGGGAAGAUGGGUUCUUGUUGAGGACCUCGAUCGAGCCCCGACGGAAGUUCUCAGUACUCUCUUACCAUUGAUCGAGAGGAGGGAGCUCCUCAUACCUAGCCGUGGAGAGAGAAUUCGCGCAGCGAGCUCCUUUCGCCUCUUUGCAACCCUGCGGACCACGCGCGGUAUGAAUGGACGAGAGAGCCUGCCGUCUAUCGUUGGCAUGCGAUUCUGGCAGUCGAUGCACACUCAACCUUUGGAAGAACCAGAAAUGGAGGAAGUCAUGUUGAAGACCUAUCCUACUCUACGAAAAUACGUGCCUGGAAUUUUAGCUGUCUAUGCCCGUUUGGCGAAACUUGGCCGUGAUCCAGCUCUCGCCGCUGCGGGUCGUGGGGCCUCGGAUCGGCAAAUCAACAUGAGAGACUUGUUGAAGUGGUGUCAACGAUUGAAGCAAUGCCUUUUGACGGCAGGGUCAGUUUCUGGGGAUGAGCCAAUUAGCGAAACAACCCGGGAUUGGAUGUUCAUGGAGGCCCUUGAUUGCUUUGUCGGCAACUGCGCGAACACCGAGACAAGCAAGAAGCUGGUUUAUGCUAUUGCGGAAGAAAUGCAUCUUCCUAUUGAGAAAGCCGAACAUUACAUGGCCGCUUACAUUCCUGCAAUCCAAGAGAAUGAUGUUCAGUGGAGCAUUGGACGUGUUCAUUUGCGAAAACAGAAGUCUGCGGGCCGAGUUCAGAAGUCCAGGAGGCCAUUUGCUAGCACCGCCCAUGCCAGGAAGCUACUUGAACAAAUUGCCGUCGCUGUGAAACUGAGCGAGCCAGUUCUCCUUGUGGGAGAAACUGGUAUCGGUAAGACGACAGUUGUUCAGCAGCUUGCUGAAUCUCUGGGCCACAAGUUGAUUGCAGUGAAUCUUUCGCAACAGAGCGAAGUUGGUGAUCUGCUAGGAGGUUUCAAGCCUGUGAAUGUGCGAACAUUGGCGGUCCCUCUCAAAGAAGAGUUCGAAGACUUGUUUGCAGCUACAGGCAUUUCAGCGUCAAAGAAUCAAAAGUACUUUGAACAAGUUGGAAAAUGCUUCGCGAAAGGCCAAUGGGCCAAAGUUGCGAAGCUGUGGAAAGAGGCACCACGAAUGUUCAACAAGAUUGUGGGAGAUCUUGAGCGCGCGAGUGCCCAACAAGAGGAAGCUAGAAAUGGAGAUGGACAGCCGGCCAAACGCCGAAAGACCCAGUCCAAGCUGCAGACUCUCCUUGACUUACGGCCAAGGUGGGAUGCAUUCGCUAAGAAGCUUGACCAAUUCGAAGUACAAGUUUCAGGAGGAGCCAGCAGUCUUGCGUUUACCUUCAUGGAGGGCAAUCUCGUCAAGGCGGUGCGCAACGGCGACUGGGUUCUUUUGGAUGAGAUCAAUCUUGCAUCUCCAGACACCCUGGAAAGCAUUGCGGAUUUGUUGACAGACUCUGGGGAACUGCCCUCGAUAUUGCUCUCAGAGACAGGAGAGAUUGAAAAGGUCGUCGCUCACCCAAACUUCCGCAUAUUCGGUGCUAUGAAUCCAGCCACCGACGUUGGAAAACGCGAUCUUCCCACGGGGAUUAGAUCACGAUUUACUGAAUUAUAUGUACGAAGUCCGGAUGGAGAUCUUAAAGACCUUCUUACAAUCAUCAAAACGUACCUGGGUAGCUCUAGCGCCAAGAAUGAUCAAGCCGCUGACGAUAUUGCUCGACUCUACCUCAACACAAAGAGGUUGGCCGAAGAGAAAAGACUGGUAGAUGGAGCCAACGAAGUGCCUCAUUUUAGUCUUCGAACACUGACCAGAGUUCUGAGCUACGUCAAUACCAUUGCUCCUUCGUAUGGCCUUCGACGGGCCCUUUAUGAAGGUUUCUCCAUGGGAUUUUUGACACUCCUGGAUCGCAACUCCGAGGAGAUGCUUUUGCCCCUCAUUCAUCACCACAUCUUUGAGAAUCAUGGAAACUCACAAUCCCUCCUUUCGCAACCACCGAAGCAUCCUAACGAUGGCAAGGAGUAUGUGCGAUUUAACAAUAAGAACCGCGACAGACAAUACUGGUUAUUCAAGGGCAAGGAGCCGCUCGUUGAACGAGAUGAUUUUAUUAUUACACCAUAUGUCGAGCGCAAUCUCCUCAACUUGGUCCGUGCUACUUCAACGAGGCGCUUCCCCAUCCUCAUCCAGGGUCCUACCUCUGCAGGAAAGACAAGUAUGAUCGAAUAUCUAGCCAACUUCACAGGAAACAAAUUCGUUCGUAUCAACAACCAUGAGCAUACCGAUCUUCAAGAAUAUCUUGGAACUUAUAUUUCGGAUUCUUCUGGCAAGCUGCGUUUCCAAGAAGGUCUGCUUGUUCAGGCCAUGCGACAAGGCCACUGGAUUGUCCUGGACGAACUGAACUUGGCACCGACUGAUGUCCUUGAAGCUCUUAAUCGAUUAUUGGAUGAUAACCGAGAGCUGUUGAUCCCAGAAACCCAAGAGGUGGUUCGCCCACACGAAAAUUUCAUCCUUUUCGCAACGCAGAAUCCUCCUGGCCUUUAUGGUGGUAGAAAGGUGUUGUCAAGGGCUUUCCGAAACAGAUUCCUAGAGCUUCAUUUUGACGAUAUCCCUGAAAAUGAGCUUGAAUUCAUCUUGCAGCAACGCAGCCGCAACACGUCGCCACCUGAUUGUAGACGAAUCGUUACUGUCUACAAGGAAUUGUCUCGACUUCGUCAAACUAGUCGAUUGUUUGAGCAAAAGGACAGCUUUGCUACAUUGAGAGACUUGUUUAGAUGGGCGCUGAGACAGGCCGAUACUCGCGAAGAAAUUGCAAUUCAUGGAUUCAUGCUUCUGGCGGAGAGAGUUCGUAAUGAAGAGGAGCGUCUCGCUGUCAAGGAUGUGAUUGAGAAGGUUUUCAAAGUCAAAAUCGACCCUCUCAAACUAUACUCUUCUGACGUUGCGCCCGAGUUGAAGCAUUUGACAAAGCAGAAGAAUGCCCAGGGAGUUGUCUGGACACACUCGAUGCGCCGUCUCUACGUGCUUGUGUCCCGCGCUCUCGAGAAUAGCGAGCCAGUACUAUUGGUUGGCGAGACUGGUUGUGGAAAAACCACUGUGGUCCAACUUCUUGCUGAGGCGCUGGGUAAACAGCUUCACAUCGUUAACGCACAUCAGAACACCGAAACUGGCGAUUUGAUUGGCUCACAGAGACCUAUCCGAAACCGUGGUGCCAUUCUGGAUGCCUUGGAUGCGGACCUAAAGCUUGCUCUGGGAACUCUGGGACUAGAUAUCUCUACGUCGGCUGAAGAUAGACUUGCAACAUAUAAGUCGCUCCCACCAAGUAGCGUUUCAUCUAUCCCAGUGGAACUCCAGCUACGUAUUGUAUCCAAUGAAACAAGGAGCAAAGCACUCUUUGAGUGGUCAGACGGUGCCCUCGUUGAGUCUAUGAAAGAGGGUCAUUUCUUUCUUCUCGAUGAAAUAUCUCUUGCUGAUGAUUCCGUACUGGAAAGACUCAACUCUGUUCUGGAACCCCAAAAGACGCUCUUGUUAGCGGAAAAGGGAACAGAGGAUUCAUUCAUCACAGCAGUGGAUGGAUUUCAGAUGUUCGCUACUAUGAAUCCUGGCGGAGAUUUCGGCAAGAAAGAGCUUUCCCCUGCACUUAGGAACCGUUUCACCGAGAUCUGGGUCCCAUCGCUGUCAGAGAGUGAAGACAUCUACAACAUCGUGCGCACGAAGCUUGUUGAUGAAGCAAAGGAUCUUGCAGAGGUUAUGGUUCAAUUCGCAUCGUGGUUUGGAGGAGCUUUCCGGUCAACAGCGUCAUCUUCUUUCUCAAUCAGAGAGAUUUUGGUUUGGGUUCAGUUUGUGAACACUUUCCAUGCCCAAGAUCUCAUGGCGGCGCUGGUGCAUGGUGCGGCGACUAUCUUCAUCGACAGUAUAGGCGCGAACCCCUCAGCUAUUAUUGCAUCAGAUGCUGAGUCCGUGUCACAGCAACGGGACAGGUGUCUCCAGCAACUCAGUAAGCUGGCACAGCACGAUGUUGCAGCUAUUUACCAGAGAGAGCCUCAGCUAGUCACAGGCGAGGACUUCAUUUCAAUUGGAGACUUCAGUGUCCCCAAGUCCUCCGCCGGAUCUGCUGACCCUGGUUUCGCCUUCCAUGCACUAACAACCAGGCUGAAUGGUAUGCGAGUACUCCGCGCUCUGCAGAUGCAGAAGCCAAUUUUGCUUGAGGGUAGCCCUGGCGUGGGUAAAACCACUCUUGUUGCUGCGUUGGCUAGGGCGUGCGGCCAGCCAUUGACGAGAAUCAAUCUGUCGGACCAGACAGAUUUGAUGGAUCUCUUUGGAACGGACGUUCCUGUAGAGGGUGCAGAAGCAGGGAACUUUGCAUGGAGAGACGCUCCCUUCCUCCAAGCUAUGCAAAAGGGAGAAUGGGUACUGCUUGAUGAGAUGAACCUGGCAUCUCAGUCUGUUCUCGAAGGACUCAACGCUUGCUUGGAUCACCGAGGUGAAGUGUAUAUUUCUGAGCUUGACCAAGUCUUCAAGCGCCAUCCCAACUUUCGUCUUUUCGCUGCUCAGAAUCCUCAUCACCAAGGUGGUGGUCGCAAGGGCCUACCAAGCUCCUUCGUCAACCGGUUCGUGGUUGUCUACGCGGACGUUUUCUCUGACGAUGAUCUGCAACUUAUUGCAGCUCACAAUUUCCCAGGGGUUCCUUCAGAGGAUAUCAACCACUUGAUUCAAUUUGUUUCUCGGAUCGAGCAUGCACUUGCUAAAGAAAAGUCUUUCGGUGCGCAGGGUUCCCCUUGGGAGUUUAACCUUCGUGACGUUCUGCGAUGGCUCAACCUUUUGAGCUCAUCCGAAGAUUUGCUGCAAAACACCCGUAUUGAUGACUUCCUUGAUAUCAUUGUCAGGCAGCGAUUUAGAACCCAGAAAGAUCGCGAUGAGGUUGACAGAUUAUUCAGCGAAGUCACCGGGGCAAUGCCCCGGCCACAUAGCCUCUACCAUAAACUCAGCCCGCUCGUUGGACAAGUUGGUCUUGCCCUUCUAGAGAGAAACACAGAUCGCCAACCGGAGCGUCUACCGGCGAUUGAUAUGAAGUCCCGCUUGCCAGAACUCGAGACUCUCAUGAUCUGUGUCAAGAAGAAUAUUCCUUGCAUUUUGAGCAGCCCGUCUGGAUACGGCAAGACAGUUUUGCUUGAGCAUGUUGCGGCCCUCGCUGGAAAGUCUCUGGUUGUGUUUCCCAUGAAUGCUGACAUUGACGCAAUGGAUCUUGUUGGUGGCUUUGAGCAAGCAGACCCUCUACGCGAGGUUAAUGCGGCUCUAGUGAGCCUACGAGACGUCCUCCAGGAAACUGUCAUGUUAGCCGUGCCAAACGAAGUCCCAGCGGAAGCUCUCAAGCUUCUUUAUCUGCUUGACAGAUUCGUCCUUCAAGCUUCGGCGAUCGCAGAGCUUUGUACCUCCAUCGAGGCAUUAGUUCAGACGGUUGCUCCCGAUUCCGAGAUUGGUCAAAGUUUAUCCGCAGCACUGCGGUUACUUCAAGGACCCCUGACUUUGGACAACCCCAGGUUCGAAUGGUUAGAUGGUGUGAUUGUCAAAGCUCUACAAGCAGGUCAAUGGCUUGUACUUGACAAUGCCAAUAUGUGCAAUGCCUCGGUACUUGACCGGCUGAAUUCUCUCCUGGAGCCCAAUGGAUUCCUCAGCAUCAAUGAACACUGCGAACCUAAUGGUGAGCCUAGAAUUAUCAAGCCCCACCCUGAUUUCAGGAUAUUCUUGACUGUCGAUCCUCGUUACGGAGAGCUCUCUCGAGCGAUGAGGAAUCGUGCUGUGGAAAUCUUUAUUACAACUGCACCGCCGUCUGUGAGCCCAUUCUUCGAGAAGAUAUCCAGAGUAGAGAGCAGCAUCCAGGGUUUCUCCUCAUUCCAAAAUCCUUCACAAGUUCAAACCUUUGAACAAGCGCCAAAUCAACUCACCAAGAUAUCCAUCGAUCACCUUGCUAUGGAAGAGUUGGCUCUCUUACAGCGCUUUGCGGCGGAUACGAAAGAUUCUACCAUUCUGCAAUUUCUUGGUUUCCUGCAGUCUCCCUAUGGAUCAGCUAGUGUGAAUGCUAUUUCUAGCGUCUAUCAAGCUCUCCCUGAGGGACUGUCUUUCCUGCAGCACGUUCAACCCAUCCAUCCUCUCAGUAGUUUCAUUGCAACCACGACAACUGUAGAUCAAGAGCACUUCAGAUGGCUCGGCGCACGGUAUGAGUUCGCUCAGGACAUCCACCAGUUAGCCACUGAUAUCGAGAGUCGCGGCCGCCGCGCGCAGGGCUUAAAACUUGGCGCUUUGAAUCGUCUGGAGAGAUCCCUCAUUAGCGACCGCGUCGCAGCCGUUUCUAAAGAUUCAACAGUCCACGUUUCCAGAUUUCUUUCAGGCGUCUUAUCUUUGAUAGCAGACUACCUUGGCUCCGGUCCCUCUGCUUCCGAGCAUUGGAAGGAUGGUUCUUGCAUCACAACGCUCGUGAUCUGCUAUCUUGAGCGUACGAUCUUACUUGCAAGCUCUGCUAUAUUUGACGAGGCUCGAUUCCAGGCUCAUUUGCUUCAAGGAAAUGACCUCCUCCAGAGAUUCUCUCCGCACAAAGCGGCAGAGACCGAGCAGCAAUUUGUUGAUCGCGUUCUGGGCCUAAUAAGUACCGACUUUGGGCCCGGUUUCAAGCUGGCGACUGGGUUAAGCAUGGAACUGCUUUGGACCGUUUUCCGUCCUCUCCCUUUCCACGACGAAUCUAGACUGGAAGGUGCCCUCGAGGUCAAAGAGUUGGCGAAUAGAUUCGAUUCACUCCGGUGGAAGGCCCCUGCGGUUAUCAAGGAUCUCUGCAAAGCCUCAUCUACGCUGGAGAAGGCAUAUGGAGUCAUUCAAGAAGGUGCCAUGCCUACCGACGAUCUUGUGGCUGCAUUGAAGUCCGAAAUUCAGUCUUUGGAAGAUCGUAUAGGGCUCGACGCCCGCGAUCUCACCCCAUUCUUUGCCGAUAUAUUUGAGACCCUCCGACAAGUUGAUAUCCUGAGCAAGGCAGAUGAUUUCAAAGUGAUCCAGCACGCUAACCGUGACAUCAUCUUGUUGUCUAACUUACCAACAGAGGUCGGGAUGCUCAUGGAGACGUCAAAAGAUCAGGCAGCGCUCCUUCAGUCGCUCAAUGUCCUGGCAAGCCAAGACCACUAUUCUUGGAAUGGCAAAUUUACCACUUCGCUGUGGUCCAAGAUAUCUGACAUACCUUCCGUUCCUCUGGCUUCACUGGCAUUGCUUGAACUUGAACUACCGAUUCUAGCUCAGAAUUUGACAAGGCUCGUAGCCAGUAUCGUGUCCGACCCGGUCAUAAAGCUCAACCGCGUUUUGUGGCAGCUUCUCCUUGAAAUUCUCGGCGCACAUUCUGCUAGCGCCAGGACUUUGGCUGAUCUCGCCUAUCAAAAAGCAUUGGAGCUCUCGCAAGCCAACGCGGCUUGGCGUAACCUGGACUGGUCAACUGUUGGGGUAUUCACCGAUCUGGUCCGCAGCGUCGAGGCAUCUCAUGUUCAGGAAAUCAUCUCAACCCAUUUUCUUCCUGCCAUCGUGGCUAUGGCUGCCUCAGAAGCGAAUUCCCAGGAGCGACAUACGUUGUCUGCCCUAGCCUGGAAUCAUUUUAGCAUUGGAGCGUUGCUAUUGUAUGUCCCAGACCGAGUUUUCGAUCCCCAAAUUCGCCCUCAAAUGGAGCGAGAAUUCUUCGAGAAGAUACAUACGGAUCUUGAUGCAAAGAUCACAGUGCUUCAUUCAUUUGAGAAAGAAUUCACUGGCCAAGACACGAAUGCCCGCAUCGAGCGACUUCAAGAAGAAGCCAAUAAGAUUGGACCGCUGCCAGAAGCCGUGCAGCCUGUUUUCCGCCCUGCCCAAUCCGAGCUGAGCAAGCUACAUGCCGAGUUCUCGAAUAUUCUCAACACUAUCCAAGCGAUAGACCUCCCACCAAAGUUGGCAACGUCUGAAUCGGAUUUCAUGCAUCAGUAUGAGACUAUGCAAACAGUGAGGGAAAAUAUUCAGCGCCUCAUCAGUCGACUAUCCAGUCGAUUCGAGAGCUAUCAGGAUAUGACGGUUCCCACGAUAAGCCUUCUUCGCUGUCUCAUCGUCGGCCUUUCGCUCUGUGAAGUCACUUCCUCGAAGGAUCUACCUGACACCACUCAAAAUCUCCUCAAAGUUGUUCCGUUUUUGGGUGGAACCAUUUCCGACUUGAAAUACUCGUCUGUUUCUGCCAAUAGCUUCGAAUUCUUAGAUUUGAUGAGCCUGGUUGUGUCUAUCAAUGGAACCGCUAACCUUCCCGAAUAUCUUCGAGAAUCGAUCUUUGACUGCUUCCACCACUUUUAUAAAAACUGGGCGCAAAAACUAGAAGCAGACCAGAAGGCAGAGGCAGAAAAGACAAGCAUGUAUCGCUUCCGUGGUUCCGCUGAAGAUGAGGAGGAAAUCGAAGAGGAAGAGUUCAAUGAACUGUUCCCUACUUUCGAUGAGGACGCGUCAGCUCAAAAGGCAACUCAAAAGACUGAGGUUGUCCGAGAUGAGUCACUCAAAGCGGCAAAAGCUCAUAGCGCACUUUUCUUGUCUCCUGUCGCACCCCCCGAGGCUAUUUCUGGCUUAUGCUUGUCAGUAGGUCAGCGGGUAGCAAAGGAAACACGGGAUCAUAGCUAUCUUAGCCCAGAUCUCAACGGAAAGCUGAUGGCGAGCACUAUUCUUUAUCUCGACCAGAAGAAGGAUAUUCUCUUGUCAUCUACUGUUGACAGCAAGUCUUACAACUUCUACGUGAGCGAAAACCUGCCCGAAGUACGCACCCUCGUUUCUUUGUGCGGGAAGGUCAAGGCUCGUUUCCGAGAACUUCAGCAAAUAGAUGAGAUCGGCCACAUGCAACCCUUGGUCGAUGUUAUCCAGGCGUGCGACAAGCUCCUAGAUAAUGUUCACACUGAGCCGCUUGCCAAGAUCCUGCCCAAGAUCGAGUAUCUCCACGGUUUUGUGUAUGAGUGGCAAUUUGGUGGCUGGGCAAGCAAAGCCUGGUCAGUCCUCGAACUGCAUAACGCCAUAACAGACACGAUCAUCCGUUGGAGACGAUUGGAAUUGUCUACGUGGGCAAAUCUGUUCGAAAUGGAGCGCAGCAAGUGUGAAGAUGACGCUAAGUCUUGGUGGUUCAUAGCCUACCAAGUCGUUGUUGCCACACCCUUGACCAUGAUUGACUCCCCUUCAGAACUGCAAGCUUAUGCUGUAUCCUUGGUGGAAAAUCUGGAGCUGUAUAUUGCAACUUCUAUCAUUGGCCAAUUUAGCUCUCGUCUGGGGCUUCUAAGGCAGCUCCGCAAUCACCUGAAGCUUCUUGCCAAGGACUACCCGAACCUUGCAGUGAUUCAUAACACUAUGGUCAACCUUAUUCGCUUCUUCGAACGAUUUGAGCCAUUGGCUGAAGAAGCCAUUAAGAGAGGCCGAGCCCCCAUUGAUAAGAAGAUGAAAGAUGUCCUGCUCCUGGCAAGCUGGAAAGACACCAAUAUCACAGCACUCAGGGAAAGUGCUCGGAAGUCUCAUCAAAAGUUGUUCCGACUCGUAAGGAAGUUUCGUGGUGUGCUUGGCCAAGAGAUGAAGUCGGUUAUUGAACAAGGACUACCUGAUAUCGCAGCCCAGGAUGCUACAGCGAUCAAUGGUGUACUAUCUAAUGAGGCAUUUGACGCAUCUGCUCUGGCUUCUUUGUCCAAACACUUGCCUGACUCAUGGCUAAAAGAUAACAAGCGACUUGCAAACACUGCCACCACGGUCUCGGUUAUGACGCGUGUUUCAGAUAGCCCGGAAUUGGCGUCUGACCUUCCUGCCACGCUUGACAGUUUCGUUGCAAGUCUCAACGAGUCCAUGGCCGAACUUCGAAAAGAAACACCUGGCACUUUGACUGACGAAAACAAGGAACAAGUGAAGCAUCUCAAGACCAGAAAGCGAAAGCUCUUUGCAGACACCCUGAAAGAAUUACGCCAGAUGGGUGUCCGCUACAAUUUGUCGCAAGAUCGACUUGCCGAACAAGAGUCUCUAGCCAUUUGCCUCGCCUCAUCUGCACCAAUUGAUUUCGAGGCUUCCGAAACUGCCGAAUACUUUUUCCACAAGGUGCUCGAUCUAGCGCCCCAGGUUCGUAAGUCAUCACGGGAGCACUCUGAGGAGGUCACAUCGAAUGAAGUAACGCGUGGAAUCGGCUUCGUGGAGGGAUUCAUUCACCUGCUACUUUCCCAGCGACACAAUGUCACAACGGUCACUACGGCAUGGUCUUCAUUGCACGGAGCGAUCAACCGGCUGCAAGGGAUUUCUCGUUCGGAUAACGACCGGUCUAUUGUGCCGAACACAAAGCGCAGCAACUGGAGACAAGCUCUGGGUUGGCUCGUCGAGAUACUGAGCUUCUCCAUCCAGCUCAUCGAGAUCCAUGGCAAACUGGGAGAGUCGAAGAAUGCCGCGGCCAUUCAAGAGCUCCAGUCUUGGUUAAGCCGCUUCGCGUCACACAAUUCAAUCCUCAAGACGCUGGCUACUCCUCUAGACCGCGUUACAACAACAGCGCUUCAAGACGUCGAGACCAAUUUCUCAAUGGAUCUUCAAUUAUUCAUGGGGGCAUUGGAUCAGUUGAUUGCGGCCAACCCUAAUCUUGGCUUUAUCCUAGAUGAGGUUCGACUCUGGUCACAAAUCGAAGAAACGGAACUGGAACCUACCACAUCUUCCUUGGACUUGAAGGAGUUUGUGAACUGGAUUUCCACUCUCUGUGACAAGACACUAGUUGCUGUUGAAGCUGCCAGAAAAUCAGGAAAAGAGAUUCUCCGUGGUGACCAAGAGCCAGGCUGGCUGACGAAACAUAGCGACGGCUUUGGUUCCAUGAUCAAGAGAUUCCGCAUGAGCGAGAUUGAAGCUGGCAUCGAGCAGUGCCUGGAUUUGUUGUCUCGACUUGACCUUGGGCAACCUCAAAUCAGCGUUGCGGCCAAAGCAGCGAUCAAUUUACUUUUGCCCAUCCUUGAACGGUUUUCUUCUCUUUGCCGCCAAUCAGUUGACCGAUUUCUUGAUAUCCACCGUGCGACCGGGCACAUGGCUUUGCAUUUGACCAAGAGCUUUGCGCAGAUAGCUGCCAAGGGCUUCUGCACACCGCAAGAGAAGAGCGAGGAAACUGCAAAGUCAGGCAAACUUGAGUCUGGUACUGGCUUGGGUGAAGGUGAAGGUGCUGAGGAUAUCAGUAAGGAUAUUCAAGAUGACGAGGACCUGACUGAACUGGCCCAAGAGCCCAACAAGGAGAAGAAUGAGGAGAUGGAAGACGAAAAAGAUGCUGUCGACAUGGCUGACGAUGAGCUCGAGGGUGACUUGGGUAGUGUUGGCGGGGACGAGGAUGAAGAGGAAGGAUCAAAGAAGGGAGAUGAGGAAGAGGAUGAUGAGGACGACAUGGACGAGGAGACUGGAGAUGUUGAUGAUCUCGACCCUACGGCGGUGGAUGAGAAGAUGUGGGAUGGUGAGAACGAGGAUGAAGCAGAGAAAGACCAAGAGGGUGACAAGGGCGAGGGUCAGAAACAGGAUGAUGAGCAGAUGGCUGCGGAUGAUGACAAGAAGCAGAAAAAUGAAGGAGAACCCGAGCCAGAAGAGUCGAAGAACAACGACGAAGAGCCCGAUCCGGAAGAUGUGGAGGGUGAACAUGAGGAUGCCAAGCCCCAGGAGGAGCUCAACAAGCAGGAGCAAACUGCACAGGAGAACGAUGCCCUAGCCCUGCCUGAUGAGAUGGAUCUUGAUUUCGACGACCCAGACGCCAUGUCUUCGGAUAGUGAUGAUCUUGACUUGGCUUCGGACACUGAGGAGCCAGUGCAAGAAGAAGCUCAGCCGGAUGACCAGAUUGACGAUGGUGAAGAUGAAGGAAAAGACGUUCAAGAAGAGCAAGGCGAUGCCCCUGAACAAGACGAGAACGAGGAGAAGGAAGACGAGGAAGAGGUUGAAGGAGCAGGGGACGAAAUACAAGAAGACCCUGUGGAGAUGGAGGAAGAGAAGCAGGAGGAGGAUCAGGCCGAAGACGAAGCCGAUAACCAGGCUCCUAAACCCGAUGAGGCUGCCACGGCGGAUAAAGACAAUGUCGCCCCUAGUGAUGUCAAGAGCUCGGGCUUAGAUGACGAAGGUGAUGCUAUGGACCUCGACGAGGAGUUCCAAGACAAGGCCGCCCAAGAUGAUGGGGAGAAGGGUCAGGCUAAGGCUGAUGAAAAUGCGGCUGCUGGCACCCAGGGCUCGGUUUCCAAGGAUAAGGAACCCCCUCAGAAUCAGGAGGAGAAUAACGAGGAUGAUGAAGCCACAGAAUCUGCUGCCAGCAACCCCUUUAGAAAGCUUGGAGACGCUCUCGAAAAGUGGCAUCGACAGCAAGACGAUAUCAAAGAUGCUGGUCCAGAGGAUGGGGAAGAGAAACAGACCAACCAGCCUGAUGCUGAUCAAGGCCGAAAAGAGUUCCAGCAUCUCCAGCAUGAUGACUCGGCAGCAGAUGCGCAGGCCAUGGGCACAGCCAAGGAGGAAGAGGUUCAGCCCAUCGACGAAUCCAUGGCAAUCGAUGAAGAAAAACAGGACCCUCAGAGCCGUGUCAUGGAAGAAGAUGAGGAUGAACCAGCCAAUGACGAGAAACCCGAUCAAAUUGAGCAGGACGAGCAAGCCGGUCCACAGGACAAUAAAACUACGGAUCAAGAGGACACGCGAUCGGGAGUCAAGACCCGGCAAGGAAAUUUCAAUCGAGAGCAGACCCCAGUCGAGGAGGAAGAGCAGAAACUAGCGGAGAAUGAAGAUGAGAUGAUGGAAGAAACGUCUACUCAGCUAUCAACAACACAUAUCUCCGACGGCCAGAGAGAUCUACGAGAUUUCGGAGAGUGUAUGCAGCAAUGGGUCGACUUCCAGAGCAAGACCCAUACUUUGUCGCUUUCUCUUACCUCCCAGCUCCGCCUCAUCCUCACGCCUUCUCAGUCGACCAAACUCUCAGGAUCCUUCCGUACCGGAAAGCGACUCAACAUCAAGCGCAUCAUCCCGUACAUAGCCUCGAGCUACAAGAGAGACAAGAUCUGGAUGAGACGCAGCGUCCCUACCAAGCGUACAUACCAGAUCUUGCUGUGCGUUGAUGACAGCAAGAGUAUGGGGGAGACAGCAUCGGGAACCUUGGCCAUGGAAUCCCUCGUCAUGGUCUCGCGCUCGCUCACAAUGCUAGAGGCUGGGCAAGUCGGUGUGGUUGGAUUUGGCGGGGAAGUGUUCACGGCGCACGAGUUGACUGACCCGUUUGCCGCCGAUGCUGGAGCCAAGGUCCUGCAGAACUUCACCUUCUCUCAGGACCGUACCGAUAUUGCGCUCUUAAUCCGGCAGACGAUUGACAAGUUCCGAGCUGCGCGCCAGUCCGGUGGCAACUCUGACCUGUGGCAGCUCUCACUUAUCCUGUCCGACGGUCUCACGCCUUCUUCUGCGCACGACAGCAUCAGACGGCUACUCCGAGAGGCAAUCGAGGAGCGCAUUAUGAUAGUGUUCAUCAUCAUGGACGACACGGGGAAGAAGAAGGGCGACAGCGUGCUGGAGCUCAAAGAGGCCAAAUUCGUCAAGGAGGGAGGCGAGAGCCGGGUAGUGAUUGAGCGGUACCUGGAUACAUUCCCGUUCCAGUACUAUCUAAUUGUGCAUCAUCUAGAGGAGUUGCCCAGUGCGCUGGCUGGAUUGUUACGGACUUGGUUCUCAGAGGUUACGGCAUGA